AUGGCCGCACCGCCGCCUCCACCGCCUCGCGGCACAAUGUCGCUGUAUGCAGAGCUCCUGGGAGGCCCUGCUGCCGAGCCGGUUGCAGCUGCACCAGCAUCAGACGCAGCCGUGAAACCGUCUGCGGCAAAAAUUCCAGCACUCCGCUUCCAGCCCAUCAUUCGUCGGCCGCAGCAGAAGCCCAAGGCCACCGGCCACCGGCUCAAGUCCCUGCCCGUUCCCUUGUCCGCUGUACCGGCCACGACGACGAAGACGACUUCUGUCACCCACACCGCACGCCCGACGCUGGCCGACUGGGCUGCCGGUGCAGACGAUGACGAGUACGACAACGAUCACUACGAUGACACCAACGACAAUGGCGGCCCGCGGCCGUUGCGUGGUGGCCGCAAGCGCAAGAAGAAGCGCCCCGACGAGAAGCAGCAGCAGCCUCAUCGGCGGUUGGGCUACGGCGACAUUGACUGGGACGAGCUGUACGACCCGGCCCGUCCAACCAACCUAGAAGCCUAUCUGCACAGCGACGAGUGCGUGUCCGCUGUGCGCGACUGGAAGGCCGUCCUGUAUGCACAUCGGAGGCGGCUGCGCCGCCAAAACGACGACGACGACGACGACGACAACAACAGCGACAGCUCCGACAGUCACGACAACCACCAGUUUAACAGCGCCUUCGCGCCACCCGCCGCGUUUGCCCCGCCGCCGAGCCUGACCACCGGCUCCGGCUAUCCAGCGCCAACAGCAGAUGAGGCUGCAGCUGCACAUCCAACGCUGUCACACCCACAACCAUCAACACCACUGCCACCACCACAAUCACUUCCUCCGCCGCCACCGCCGCCGCCAUCGGAUCCCGCUGUCCUUGAAACCACCGCCACGCCAGCUACAGCCGUCCCAACUCUAGCUGACGGUCUCAUCAUCUCGCGGGCACCAGUUCGCUUCAACACCACCACCACCACCACAAACGGCAUUAAAGGUCCAGACAACGACGACGACGACAAUACAUACGAGCCGCCACCAGCAUCUGCCGACGACGACGAAGGCGGUCCCUCGUCCUUCUCGUCGGCCCGUCCAGGCCAGGCUGGCUUCGCCGCCCGUCUCAUGGCCAAGUACGGCUGGACAAAGGGUUCUGGCCUGGGAGCUGACGGCGGCGGCAUCCUCAACCCACUCCGGCACAAAAAGGUCGGAGGCGCCACCAGCGGCCGUGGGCGCAUUGUCGGUGGUGGUCGUGGUAGUCGUGGUGGUCGUGUCGAGGCUCGUGGCGGCGAAUCAACUGAGCUUCAAAGUCACGUGACCUCUUCCUCGCCCUCCACCGUCGUCGUCCUCCGCAACAUGGUCGAGGGCAUGCCAGACCUGGCCGCCGAGAUCGCCGACGGUCAGCUCGUCCAGGAGAUCGGCGAGGAGUGUGGCGAGCAGUACGGCCGCAUCGAACGCGUCUACAUCGAUGUGCCCUCCAAGCUCGUCUUUAUACAGUUCACCGACGCUGUCUCGGCCUUGCGCGCUGUUACUGCUCUUGAUGGGCGCAUUUUCAACGGCAACGCCAUCGCCCCAAGCUUCUACAACGCUGACAAAUUUGACCGAGGCAUAUACGAGUAG
This is a messenger RNA of Grosmannia clavigera kw1407, 1584 nucleotides long. Its product is annotated as g-patch DNA repair protein. The record is from RefSeq and is a predicted model, not a curated record. Bases 1 to 1584 code for a protein of 527 amino acids. Gene Ontology annotation, biological process: mRNA cis splicing, via spliceosome. Lineage: Eukaryota; Fungi; Ascomycota; Sordariomycetes; Ophiostomatales; Ophiostomataceae. Gene Ontology annotation, cellular component: precatalytic spliceosome. The transcript has 3 exons. Gene Ontology annotation, molecular function: RNA binding.